AUGGCAUCUGAACUUCCUCCCAACGCCCUUGGCAAAUUGGCCUCAUCCGUCAAGAACAUCGUGACAGGUGUUCCAUUGGAAGAUCAAAACGAAACCAAUGCCCCAGCCACCAAGCAAGUCGACAGGAGCCUCGACAAGACUGUUGACAAGACCGUUGAGACAACUGACGAUGCCACCAUUCACAAGGAGAAGCAAGCUCCCGUUGUGCACGAAGACGUCAAGUCUCACGAGCAUGAGAAGGUUGAUACUGAAGUCGAUCACGAGGUCCACCAGGACCAUUACCAUACCACCAUCCAGCCAGUCAAGGACAAGAAUGUCCUGCCCACUAAGCAUGUCUAUGAGGAGAAUGAAGUCGAAGAGGAGAUCGACCACCGCAAUAACGAGGCUAAGAUGAAGGCCAAGGAAGAAGCUGCUAGGAUCAAGAACGAGAAGAACGUUGAGGACACUACUCACUCAAGAGAGUAUGCUCCCACGAAGGAGCAUGAGCACAUUCACCACCAUCUCCACGAGAAUAUUCAGCCCGUGAUCGAGAGAGAAACCGUCCAACAGAAGGUCAUCCACACUACAAAUCACAUCCACGAGAAGGAGCAACUCAACGACGAGUACCACGAGGCCACUGUUGCUCCCACAAUCUCCCUGGACGAGUUCAAGAACGGCGGUGCCAAGACUGGAACUACUGUCACCAAGGACAUUGAGAUGCCAGUCUCUGGCGUCAAGGCCACAGCAAAGAAGAGGGAAGCUCUCGGAGACGUGGAUGUCGAGGAAGCUUCCAAAGUUGCUCGAUGGAUGGAAUGCUUGAUCAAAAAGUUUUCAAGUCUCAGCGAGUUCCUUCCGUUACCAAGGACCAUGGUCAAGGUUGCGAUUGGAAGUUCUACUCAUAUGGGAAGCACAAUGCUGUUUCUGGAAAGCGACCUUCAAGGCGGUUGCUUCAUCAUUCCAACAAGUAUCCCAUAUCCUACUUCCGAGCUCGUCGAUAUGAUCGACAAUCAUGGGCUCACACGACUCGACAUGUUUCCGGUCUUCUUGUCGCAGCUCUUCCGCCAAGCGCGCCAUGACCCAUUGCUCUUCAGGAGUUUUUGCCUUCUAGACCAUAUAGCAUACGGGGGUUACCAGCUCGAUCCUUGUGAAGAGGCUUGGGCCCAUGGUCAUAAUUUCUAUGUUAUAAGUGCCUUUGGGUCUACUGAAGUGGGACUGAAUCUCAUUUCCUAUGGGGCCCAGGAGGCCGCACUGGGGCCGGUUUCACUGUCGGUAUUCGAAUUUGUCUCUGUUGGCGAUGAUCAAAAUGCUCAAGAACAUCUAGUCGAGCUUGUUGUCCCCCCUGAGUCCCCUGACUGUCCUCACUAUAGUCUGAGAGAUGCGACGUAUGGCAAGUUUCACACUGGCGAUCUAUUCUUAGAGAUCGCGCUUGGAGAAUAUGCCUUCAGAGGCCGCGAUGAUGAUUGGAUCAAGAUGGAAAUGGCUUUGCGGUGCGAUGCCAACUCAAUCGAGGUUGACGCUCUGCGAUGCUGUGGAGACGACCUGAUUCACGCUGUUGUCGCAAUUGGCGUCGAGCAUCCUUCGCCAGCCAUUGUCCUUGAGCCUAAGCACGAUGAUGUCCGGGAGUCCACAGAGAAGACACGAGAGCUUCGGCUCAAGGUUCUGCAGCGAAUUACUCCAUUCCACCGGCGAUGA
Molecule: messenger RNA, 1671 nt
Organism: Fusarium odoratissimum NRRL 54006
Lineage: Eukaryota; Fungi; Ascomycota; Sordariomycetes; Hypocreales; Nectriaceae
Exons: 4
Coding region: 1-1671 (556 amino acids)
Source: RefSeq, a predicted model, not a curated record